UUUGCGCGCGCGGUUGUCGGAUCGUGUCCUAAAAAUAAACUCGGAAACCGAAAACUGAAACGUAAAACCCAUUGAGGCUUUGACAGGCGCUUUUCCUUCGACCAAAAGGACCGCCAAGCGCAUUCUGAAAAGUGAAAAGCGGGUUGAGCUUAGGCAAAAACAUAUGUAAAUUUGUUUCUCUACAUAAAGAAAUAAGGAAGGAGAACUUUCCAGCGGAAUAUAGGACAAUCUACCUAACCAGUUUGGAAGAUAUUUCCCUGGAAAUAAAGAUUAUCACUCAUCGGCUAACAAAAUAAUGAAGUUGGAGAACGUGUUGAGGCGCCACAGCCACCUGCUCCUCCUUCUGCUACUGCCAGUUGUCAGCUUAUGUCCAAAUGCAUUGGCGCUCAAUCGACAGGCGGAUGCUGGCCAGGAUUUGGAUAUGGCAGCACAGCUGGCGGAUGCGGACGCCCAGGCGACACCGGACUAUGCAGAAGAUUCCCCGGACACGCCGCACAUACGAAAGAAGCGUCUCAUCUGGAUCACGGACGAUGGAAGAUUGGCCCUGCCGCCGGGCACUUCGCUGACUUUUGUGCCGACCAUCGCCAUGCCUCUGGUCAGACAUCCGCCCGAGGGAUUCUUUUCCAACCUGACCAUUAGCUUCCCCGUCACCAUUGACUUCGACAAGCUGGGACUGACGGACAACCAAAAUCCUCUGGGUGAUUUGCCGCCUUUGUUUGCCCGCUCCUUUGGCCACGAGGCUGGUCACAUGGUGGGUGAAUAUGUGGCCCGGUAUCUGCAUGUCCAGCGCCGGAGGAGGGAUCUCAGCGAACAGCGCAGCAGGAGCGACGAGGAUCAGCCUUUCAAAGUGCACGAGGAGGGUCCGAAGUUUCCGGAACUGCCCUCCGGACUGCAGCAUAUUUUCCACGGCGGAGAGAGGGUUUUGUUGUACGGCGUGGUCGAGGAUUUCCUCUCCACCUUCGGCAUGGACGGCAAGGCCUGUUUGCUGAGGACCAUCUGCGAGAUGCAUUCGCGAAGCCUGGAAAAGUUUGGGGUGUUUGGUGAAAUGACAAAGCUGUUUCUUACGGUAACUAAAUCGCCAUUUUCUGACCUGGUGCCCGACUAUGUCCAGGCUCAGGAGGUGGGCGAGGGAAAGCAGGCUCCCGGAGAGUGCUUCCCCUACUUUAAGGCCUGUCCCAAGAGCAUUUUCAAGGCCUUGUCCAGCAAAUAUAGCAAACCAGCUCCGGCGACCAAGGCGAAAAGGACAAAACCCACGGACAGACCGGUGGGAGAGUAUCACGAGCAGCAGGCGAUCCAGCUGCCCACCACUCGAGAUCGGGACAACAAUGUGUAUAUGUAGAAGCAAUCCUUUCAUCCUUGAAAACUCUCAUUGUUGACCUCGUCUAGUUUAUAGAUUGCGUUUGAAUUGAGCACGCCCUCAAAGUCACUUGCUCGUAAUUAACGUUUACUAAUUAAUUUAUUAUUAUUUAUUUUAUUUAUUGUUAGUCAUAGGCGUUGUUAAUUGCUUAGAUUCGUAUCUCUGUUUGCCUAGUGGUCUGUAAAUAAUAGCAAUUGUGGCAUAAUACCCUUCGACCUCACUGAACAUAUUCUGCUUCCCAAUAAAUGAAACCUUGACAAAUAAAAAGAAA
This is a messenger RNA of Drosophila ficusphila, 1628 nucleotides long. RefSeq lists its product as uncharacterized. The transcript has 4 exons. Bases 296 to 1339 code for a protein of 347 amino acids. NCBI's taxonomy places the organism in Eukaryota, Metazoa, Arthropoda, Insecta, Diptera, Drosophilidae. The record is from RefSeq and is a predicted model, not a curated record.